AUUGAUAAAAGAAAAAUUUGGUAGGGUUUUUGAGAACUCUUCAUUCAUCUCCAAUCUCUGACGAGGCAACAAAAUCUGCAGCUUCAAUUGCGCAGGUGAAAUGGGGAAGAUGGCUUACAAGAGGCUGAAGGGAAGCCAGAGCUUCAGACAACGCCUUCUUCUCGCCACUCUCACUUCCACUCCCAUUCUCAUCGAAGACAUUCGCGCAACUGAAACUUGGCCUGGUCUCCGCAACCACGAGAUUUCACUUCUUCGUUUGUUCGAGACUGUUUGCGACGAUUGCCACGUCGAAAUCAACGAAACCGGUACCAAAUUGAAGUAUAAACCGGGAACUAUUAUGGGUGGUAAACAACACCGUGCGCACGACUGUGGUGUCUCGCGGUCCAUUGCUUAUUUUUUGGAGCCACUCAUCGUGAUAUGUUUGUUUGCCAAACAACCCCUUACCAUUAGGCUCAAAGGAAUCACAAAUGAUUCUAAAGAUCCAUCAGUUGAUACCUUCAAAUCGACUGCUUUACCCUUAUUAAAGCGCUUUGGAGUCCCUUCUGAAGGCUUGGAUCUUAAGGUAGAGAGUCGCGGACUACCUCCGAAUGGUGGUGGCGAAGUUCUUUUGUCACUUCCUGUUGUUCAAAGUCUAACGGCAGUUAAUUGGAUUGAUGAGGGGUUUGUUAAGAAGAUUAGAGGAACCACAUUUUCAGCAAGAGUGUCUGUUCAGUUUGAAAAUAGCAUGAUUAAAGCGGCUCGUCGAAUCAUCAAUCCACUAAUUUCAGAUGUGCAUAUUUUUUCUGAUCACCGAUCAGGUCCACAGGCUGGAAAUUCUCCUGGAUAUGGGAUUUCACUGGUUGCGGAGACAACUACCGGUUGCUUCAUCUCUGCAGAUACUGCUGUUUCUCAUGCUAGGGAUGAAGAUUCUUCAAGCCUUGCAGAUGAUGAGAAAAAAGAUCUGAUGCCUCCUGAGGAUAUCGGUGAGGGAAUUGCUAAUGUUUUACUAGGGGAGAUAGCUCAAUGUGGAGUGGUAGAUUCGACACAUCAGGGUUUGUUAUUUCUUCUUUGUGCUUUAUGCCCUCAAGAUGUUUCCAAGAUUCGAGUUGGAAAACUUUCCCAGCAUGGGGUUGAAACUCUCAGAAACAUACGAGAUUUUCUUGAUUUGAAGUUUAUUAUCAAACCGGAUCCAAAUUCAGAGUCUGUUUUUCUGAAGUGUAUUGGUUAUGGCAUGAAGAACCUUUCUCGGAAGGUAUCUUGAAGCACCGUCAACAGUGUUGUAUAAUCCAAAAUGAGUCCUGCGAAUUGUAGUUUUCAAGCGAUUGCUACUUCGGUACCUGGAAAAGAAUGCAACAGCAUCUUCAAUACAUAAUAUAAUGCUAAUGGUUGUGAAAUAACCACGCCCAAAAUGGAUUGACAGGAGAGUUCAGUUUCAAUUGUAACCCAAUUUUGCUAGCUGGUUAUGUAUUUUAAGCGUUCCUCGCAAAUGAUAGCGUUUCUCCAAUUUUGAAGAACAAGUAAGUACGUUAUACAUUUUGUAGAUUAAUACAAGAAAUCCCAGUUAUAUUAUUUUUUAUG
Abrus precatorius (Indian licorice) is the source of this 1557-nucleotide messenger RNA. RefSeq names its product probable RNA 3'-terminal phosphate cyclase-like protein. Gene Ontology annotation, molecular function: RNA endonuclease activity. The record is from RefSeq and is a predicted model, not a curated record. NCBI's taxonomy places the organism in Eukaryota, Viridiplantae, Streptophyta, Magnoliopsida, Fabales, Fabaceae. Gene Ontology annotation, cellular component: nucleolus. Gene Ontology annotation, biological process: endonucleolytic cleavage of tricistronic rRNA transcript (SSU-rRNA, 5.8S rRNA, LSU-rRNA); ribosome biogenesis. The coding region runs from base 101 to 1240 and encodes 379 amino acids. The transcript is spliced from 7 exons.